GCGUUAUUGGUUAACACGUGAGAGAUAUCGAUAGUCUCCUCUGGAGUUUGUUAAGUUCACACGUGUGAAUGAAAGCUUUCGCUCUCAAAGCUUGGUGCUUUUUCGUCUCUUGCCUCUGCCAAAAUCUUUUGGCCGCCAUCGAUCUUUCCGAUCACGGAACAACCGUACGAAUUGAAAGUAUCUCUGCGGCGAAGUAGAAAUGUGGACGGAGGAAUCUUUGGAUUUAGUGCUUGUGCCGACGGGUCUGGUCGUGAUGGUUGCUUACCAUGUCUGGCUCGUCUACGCUAUUCUUCACCGCCCCAAGCUCACUGUUAUCGCUCUCAACGCUGAGUCUCGACGACAAUGGGUCUUCUCUAUGAUGACUGUAGCAAAAUUGAGCAGGGUUUAUGAUGAGUAAAGAUGAUGAGAUUAGGAGAAGCAAAGUCUUGGAGCUGUCAAGUGAUGUUAGAUGUGAAUCUUCAUUAGUAGAAUCAAUGUUAUAAUAGACGGUUGGCUAUCUUCCUUGGAAGCUUGACAUUUUUCAAGAACUCUUCUUGUUCAUGGAGGAUAUGCAUCACAGAUCCCUAUAGUUCACAACUCUACGCAUAUUUCAGCUAGAAUCUUGGAGCUAGUUAAUGAGGUUCAUUGGAUAGGAACAGAGUCAUAGACAUGAGAAACAAGAACACAGUCGUGUGUCUGUCCGUUAAGAUCCGAAUUAUCGGUGGUCUUGGCUCUCAGUAUUGGUUCUUUUGCAGUAGAUGAUAUAAGUUUAUCUAUUGUUAUUUCCAGGAACCACUGAAAAAUGGUACCUUGGCUGUUCAGACAAUCCGGAACAACAUAAUGGCAUCAACCCUUUUAGCCACAACAGCAAUCACUUUAUGUUCCAUCAUCGGCGUCUUUGUAAGCAACUCGUCAUCUUCAAAAUCCACGGCAACAAAUCUCAUAUACGGGAGCAAAAGCCCUCGCUUAGCGUCAUUCAAGAACUUUGCAAUCCUGAUCUGUUUCCUCAUGGCCUUUCUCUGCAACAUCCAGUCAAUCAGGUAUUACGCUCACGUAAGUUUCCUAGUCACAGUGCCUGUCUCAAGAGGGAAAAGAGAGCACUGCGAGUACGUGUCUAGAAACCUGAACCGAGCUAGCUACUUCUGGUCUCUCGGAUUACGGGCUUUCUACUUCUCCUUCCCUCUCUUCUUAUGGACCUUCGGGCCAAUCCCGAUGUUUGUGUGCUGUUGUAUGAUGUCCUCGAUUCUAUAUUUCUUGGACACGACCACUAGUUUUACCAGGCAUCUUCAUAGCCAAUCGUUCAGAGAAACGGCUGAUUCAAUGGACGGCGAAAUCGAAUCAGCUGUUCAUACUCUGUAGAUUCUUCUCUGACUUUUGUUGUGUAUUAAGAGUUAUAUGUUAACGGUGUCUUUUGUAAUGUGAUGGAACAACUUUGUCUGCAAUUAUGUAUGCGUUUGUGUUUUCAUGUUACAAUGAUUAGAAAACAUUACAAGAUGAAAACGCAAACGCCUACCUAAACGCAAACAAACAAUCUUAAGUAUGUUCAUCACUGAAGAAAGUAAUGGUUUUAGCUUUUUCUGUUCUUGGUUUUAGGUUUGGAUAACUAAGAAGAAUUGUUAUUAUUCACACAGGCCUUAAAACAAUUUUGUUCUUGCUUUGUUUCCACAGGAUUGAGUAAAAUCCAUAAACGAAAUGUUCAAGCCUCAAACUGUUUAAACAUGACUAGAUACGCACAAAAAGGCUCACGCUCGAUAAGUACAUUAAUGAAACCUUUUAUUAAGAUUUAAGGACAAAAGUUCGAUUCUUCUUCUAAUGCCAAGAGACGUUACAAAGCUGGAGUGGCAGUGACGGCGGAAAAUAAGACAAUGGGGAUGUCUUUAGGUGAUCCGAUAUCGGAUACGAAGGCGAAGAGAUCAUACAAGAUCUCAUUGCAUUCGUAUCCACUAUGGAUCAUCUAAACUCAUUCAUGGAAUCUGGUACCUCUAAUUGGCUCAUUUCCCCCACGUCUCUUAGAAUCGGAGAAGACAGAGAGAAAAACCUAAAGCACCUGACGGACUCCGGACAGAUUGAGCAUGCAGG
Messenger RNA from Arabidopsis thaliana (thale cress), 2058 nucleotides. Its product is annotated as transmembrane protein, putative (Protein of unknown function, DUF599). NCBI's taxonomy places the organism in Eukaryota, Viridiplantae, Streptophyta, Magnoliopsida, Brassicales, Brassicaceae. The transcript has 2 exons. The record is from RefSeq and is marked reviewed. The coding region runs from base 820 to 1338 and encodes 172 amino acids.